Tigriopus californicus is the source of this 2718-nucleotide messenger RNA. RefSeq names its product long-chain-fatty-acid--CoA ligase ACSBG2-like. The record is from RefSeq and is a predicted model, not a curated record. The coding region runs from base 439 to 2385 and encodes 648 amino acids. Gene Ontology annotation, molecular function: long-chain fatty acid-CoA ligase activity. NCBI's taxonomy places the organism in Eukaryota, Metazoa, Arthropoda, Copepoda, Harpacticoida, Harpacticidae. The transcript has 2 exons. Gene Ontology annotation, cellular component: endoplasmic reticulum; membrane.
GUGGGGGAAUACGACCGUUCGUUGACUCCUUGGGCUAGUGCUGCUCAACAACUCAAAACCGUUGUCGGCCUCCUCCUUUGCUCAUUUAUGGCUUGGGGCCCAUAGUCAUCUUCUUGGUCUUCUUGGUAGCGUGACAAGAGAUGUGUUCAAGGCGUACGUUCUACAAUCACCGUACCAGCGGUAUCGUGGCGAAGCCCGCCUUGCCACCUGAAAGAUUCUUGGCAGUGAGUCUGUGAAAGAAUGUGUAACCUGUGUCUCGUCAGUAGACUCCAGUUCAUUCCAAACUACGCACUUCAGUAGGGAUUCCAAUCAAGCCAAAAAGGCUCUUUUUCCUAGACUCUCAAGGACAUAAAAAAGCGUGUGUAGUUUUCACCUCACCGUUAAGGUAGGAAGGCGAAUCGGCACCUCGAGUUUCAAUUGCAAUCGCAUUGGAUCAACAUGCCUGAAGAUAUCGGACCCGAUCGAAUCUUGCCUGCAGAGGAUUUAACCACUUGGAAACGUGAGGGAGCCACCAAAAUCCGUUUCUCUCAGGAUGGUUUUGGUAGUCGGAAAGCCAUCUCCGUUCCCACCUAUGUACGAAAAGCUUGUGAGGAGGCCAAUAACAAACCCGCAGUCAGGUUUAAGAAAGAUGGGUCGUGGAAGACGUGGUCGUACACGGAGUAUUACGCAUACAUUCGAUGUACCGCUCGUGCCAUGAUCAAAUUAGGUUUGGAGCCUUAUCACGCGGCCUCCAUUGCGGGAUUCAAUUCCCCGGAGUGGUUCCUUUCAUGCUUGGGAGCCAUCUUUGCCGGAGGCUUCUCUUGUGGUCUUUAUCCCACGAACAGUGCUGAGAUGAACCAGUUCAUCAUGAAUGAUAGUUCGACUCAGAUUUUGGUGGUUGAAGACGAUGCCGCCCUGAGCAAGAUAUGGAAGAUUAAGGAUCAAGUUCCUUCCUUGAAGCAGAUCAUUCAAUACAGCGGUAAGCCCACCAAACCAGGUGUUCUAAGUUGGCAGGAGUUCAUGGACAUCGGUGCCAAAGCUUCAGAAGGACCACUGGAGGAUCGUCUCCGAAAUAUGGCCAUCAACCAGUGUGCUACUCUGAUCUACACUUCUGGCACCACAGGCAACCCCAAGGGAGUGAUGCUGUCCCACGACAAUCUUGUCUACACUUGCGACGUCUCUUUAAAAACGUGCAAUUUUAGAAACUAUCAAGAGAGGAUCGUCAGUUAUCUACCCCUCAGUCACAUUGCAGCCAUGUUGGUAGAUAUUUACGCACCCAUUGGCUGCAGAUCUGUGGUUUACUUCGCCGAUAAGGAUGCCUUGAAAGGGUCUUUGGUGGCCACACUUCAAGACGUGAGACCAACUCAGUUUUUUGGCGUGCCAAGAGUCUGGGAAAAGAUCAUGGAGAAAAUGCUCGAUAAAGGCCGCGAUAUCAAAGGCCUCCAAAAGAAGAUUUCCCAAGCUUGUAAAGAGGCUGGUCUCCUCCAUUAUUUGCAUAAUCAAGAUACCGUGAUGUACCGGGUUGGCCAGAAGGUGGUCUACAAGAAAGUCCGUCAAGCCUUGGGGCUGGAUCAAUGUAUUGGGCUCUUCUCGGCGGCCGCUCCCCUGGGGAUUGAGACCAUCAAGUACUUUCUCAGCCUUGAUAUGCCUAUUGUGGAACUAUACGGUAUGAGUGAAACCACGGGUCCUCAUACCUUGAGCACUCUAACUCAAAGAAGACUGGGAAGCGUUGGCAAAACUCUGGAAUCCUGCAAAUCCAGGGUGUCCGAACCUUCGGAAGAUGGCGAGGGGGAAAUGUGCAUGUGGGGCAGGAAUAUCAUGAUGGGAUAUUUAGACCGAGAGGACAAGACUCAAGAAGAUAUUGACCCAGAGGGUUGGAUGCAUUCCGGUGAUUUGGCCACCAUCGACGACGAUGGCUUUGUUUUUAUCACAGGACGUAUCAAGGAGCUGCUAAUCACAGCCGGUGGAGAAAAUGUUGCUCCUGUUCCAAUCGAGGAUCUGAUUAAGCGGGAACUCCCAAUCAUUUCGAACGCUAUUCUCAUUGGAGAUAAGAAGAAGUUCUUGGCCGUGUUCCUCACCAUCAAAACUGAGAUGGACCACAACACAGAUAUUCCCAAGAAAGAACUUGCUCCGACCAGUAUAGCUUGGUGCGAAGCCUUGGGUCGGAAAUGUUCAACCAUCGAGGACAUUCUCGAAGGGCCGGAUCCAAUCAUUAUGGCAGCCAUUCAAGCUGGAAUAGAUCGGGCCAAUGCUCACGCCGUAUCCAAUGCUGCUCGUGUUCAGAGAUGGACCAUCUUGCCUCUCGACCUGACCAUUUCUGGCGGAGAGUUGGGGCCAACCAUGAAACUUAAAAGAUUUGCCUUCAAUAAGAAGUUUGAUCGUGCCAUCGAAAGAUUGUACGGGUAGAGACAAGUCACAGAAAAAACGAAUCGAUGAUGUUUGGAUUUUUGAAAAGAUAUCGGUCAAAAUUUGGGAGGAGCUCAACACACGACGAUGAUAUUAUUCGAUUGUACACUCAAAUAGUCGGUGCCUAAUUCUACCAUGUGUGCAAAUGUGACCAUAUAUACAUGUCAAACAACUGUCAAUGGCGGGGUCUGGUGAUUUUAAGCAUUUCUUUCAUUCCCUAAACGACACGAAAUCAAGCCAUCCCGGUUAGAAAAAAAUAUGUAACAACCAUUGUUCAUGUACAACAAAUAUAAGAUAUUGCGUAAGAAAAAUAAAGAUAUAUAUUAAAUUUGA